AUGGGAGACCGAACUCAAUUCGUGCCUUCGCAUGUAGGAAAUAAUGUUCUUCCCAAUUUGCCCUUCUUUCAUAAACUGCUGCGAUACGCUCAACGGAAGCCGUCACGCAUUGCCGUCCGAGAUGUGAUUGCAGGCGUCGAAAAGACUUUCCAUGAUCUCCUGUCGGAUGCUCUGGCUCUUCGAAGCGAGAUUGAGAAGAUGCUCAGUCAAGAGACUCUUCGUGAGUUAGCUGAAGACAAGGAGGUCUACAUUGGUCUGCUGGCCCCUGGUGGCUAUGAAUACACUGUUGGCUUCGUCGCUAUUAUUGCUCUCGGUGCCGCGGUCGUCCCAAUGGCCGCCGGAAUUCCAGUCGAGGAAGCCUCAUACUUUAUGCUCAAGGCUCAAUGUGUCGCAUUGGUCGCCAGCACAACUAGCGAAACCCUUGCUCACUCUGCUGCGCGCUUCAUGAGAGAACAGAAGAACUUCCACAUCCAGUGCAUAUCUCCUAUCGCGUCUUCCUUUCAUCCUACGCUCCUUCCAGCAGAUGAUGUUUUUAUCUCGUCAAAUCGAGCUCUCGACAUGAACGGCGCAAGCGGCGUGAUCUUUACCUCGGGCACAACUGGUCCACCCAAAGGCGCUGUGCAGCGCCGCACCUGGCUCACAGGUAAUGCUGAAACAGACGCGGACUUUUAUCGCAUCACAGAGAGCGACGUCGUCCUCCACAUAUUGCCAGUUCAUCACGCUUCGGGGGUUGGACUAACCUUCCUCCCCUUUCUCACGGCAGGCGCCUGCAUCGAAUUCCGCAGCGGGAGUUUUAAUACGGCUUGGACAUGGGAGCGUUGGCGAAAGGGUGGCCUCACAUUCUUCUCGGGUGUACCUACAAUCUAUAUGCGAAUGAUGCGAUACUAUGAAGAGAGUAUUGCAAGUCAAGCCCCCGAAAUUCGCGACCAGUACAUCGCCGGAGCUAGGAAUAUCCGCACCAUGCUAUGUGGAUCGUCGGCCCUGCCUGGCCCUGUGCAAGAAUUUUGGGAGAAUCUGAGACAAAAGCCAAUUCUAACUCGGUAUGGGGCGACUGAAUUUGGUGCUGUGAUCAAAACAGACCUCUCUCCGACGGGAACACCUCGGAACAGCGUAGGACGUGUGGUUGAGGCGGUUUCUCUCAAGCUGGAGGAUGAUGGCCAUCUCCUUGUGAAAACACCCUACAUGUUCUCCAAAUAUCUGCAUGAUGAAAAGGCGACGGCCGAAGCACACGACAAAGAUGGCUACUUCAAAUCGGGUGAUAUCGCUCGCCGGGAGGGACCAUAUUACUUCAUUCUCGGCCGUGCCUCCAUUGACAUAAUCAAAUCAGGAGGGUACAAAAUCUCCGCACUGGAUAUCGAACGAGAGAUUUUGGGUUUGGACUAUGUGUCCGAAGUAAUGGUGGUCGGCGUUGAGGAUGAAGAAUACGGUCAACGAGUUGCAGCCACCGUGAGCCUUAAGACGGACCAGAGCACGACCCACAAGAACCUCACUCUCGCAGAAUUAAGAGAUGACCUGCGAAGCAAACUGACCGGCUAUAAAAUUCCUACCAUUUUGCGGGUCAUCAAAGGUGAAUUGCCAAAGUCGGGGACUGGGAAAGUGCAGAAGAAGAUUCUUGGACCAAGAUUUUUCCCACCCAAUUAUCGUGAACUUCCUGAUGUUCAGAUAUGGAGUAAAGAGAAUAGAUCCAAGCUAUAA
Molecule: messenger RNA, 1695 nt
Organism: Penicillium atrosanguineum
Lineage: Eukaryota; Fungi; Ascomycota; Eurotiomycetes; Eurotiales; Aspergillaceae
Exons: 3
Coding region: 1-1695 (564 amino acids)
Biological process (GO): fatty acid metabolic process
Molecular function (GO): medium-chain fatty acid-CoA ligase activity
Source: RefSeq, a predicted model, not a curated record